CUGCCAUGGCCCGGGAGAACGGCGAGAGCAGCUCCUCCUGGAAAAAGCAAGCUGAAGACAUCAAGAAAAUCUUCGAGUUUAAGGAGACCCUCGGAACCGGGGCAUUUUCCGAAGUGGUCUUAGCUGAAGAGAAGGCAACUGGAAAACUCUUUGCGGUGAAGUGUAUCCCCAAGAAGGCACUGAAGGGCAAAGAAAGCAGCAUAGAGAAUGAGAUUGCGGUCCUGAGAAAGAUUAAGCAUGAAAACAUUGUGGCCCUGGAAGACAUCUAUGAAAGCCCAAAUCACUUGUACUUGGUCAUGCAGCUUGUAUCUGGUGGAGAGCUGUUUGACCGGAUAGUGGAGAAGGGAUUUUACACAGAGAAAGAUGCCAGCACUCUGAUCCGCCAGGUCUUGGAUGCUGUCUACUAUCUCCAUAGAAUGGGCAUUGUCCACAGGGACCUCAAGCCUGAGAACCUAUUGUACUACAGUCAGGAUGAGGAGUCCAAAAUCAUGAUCAGUGACUUUGGAUUGUCCAAAAUGGAGGGCAAAGGAGACGUGAUGUCCACAGCCUGUGGGACCCCAGGCUAUGUCGCUCCCGAGGUCCUCGCACAGAAACCCUACAGCAAAGCUGUCGACUGCUGGUCCAUUGGGGUGAUUGCCUAUAUCUUGCUCUGCGGCUACCCUCCUUUCUAUGAUGAAAAUGACUCCAAGCUCUUUGAGCAGAUUCUCAAGGCGGAAUAUGAGUUCGACUCCCCCUACUGGGACGACAUCUCCGACUCCGCAAAAGACUUCAUUCGGAACCUGAUGGAGAAAGAUCCAAAUAAAAGAUACACAUGCGAGCAGGCAGCUCGGCACCCGUGGAUCGCUGGUGACACAGCCCUCAGCAAAAACAUCCACGAGUCGGUCAGCGCCCAGAUCCGGAAGAACUUCGCCAAAAGCAAGUGGAGACAAGCGUUUAAUGCCACGGCCGUCGUGAGACAUAUGAGAAAACUACAUCUUGGCAGCAGCCUGGACAGUUCAAAUGCAAGUGUUGCGAGCAGCCUCAGUCUGGCCAGCCAAAAAGAUUGUCUGGCGCCCUCCACGCUCUGUAGUUUCAUGUCCUCUUCAUCAGGGGUCGCAGGAAUGGGAGCGGAUCGGAGACCGAGGCCCACCACUGUGACGACAGUGCACUCUGGAAGCAAGUGACCGGCCCUACAGGUGGGGCCCAGGGGGUGAGGCCAGGGAAGGGGGCCCCCAGGGGCCCCCAGCACCACCAGCCACUCCAGAGCGAUCCCACCUUGCACGGUGCGCCUCCCUGCACAGGACUGGAAGACAGAAGUUUUUUACCGCCAUAUUUUAUACUGCAAUUCUGAAGUGUUCAUUUCUCACAAAGUGUACUGGCUCAAGGGAGCGGAUUUGAUAGGAUCUGGUGCUGUACAUACGAGUCUCGCAAAGCCCUAACAGAAUGGACUUUCUCAGUUCCUCUCCCUCAGCCCUGUCGUUUCCGAUCUUCUCAGUAGAGGUAA
Mesoplodon densirostris (Blainville's beaked whale) is the source of this 1483-nucleotide messenger RNA. RefSeq names its product calcium/calmodulin dependent protein kinase ID (gene CAMK1D). Gene Ontology annotation, molecular function: ATP binding; calmodulin binding; calcium/calmodulin-dependent protein kinase activity. NCBI's taxonomy places the organism in Eukaryota, Metazoa, Chordata, Mammalia, Artiodactyla, Ziphiidae. The coding region runs from base 6 to 1163 and encodes 385 amino acids. The transcript has 11 exons. The record is from RefSeq and is a predicted model, not a curated record. Gene Ontology annotation, cellular component: intracellular anatomical structure. Gene Ontology annotation, biological process: peptidyl-serine phosphorylation.